GUUCUCAUCAAGAAGUGGACUGAAAAAAGUCUAACACGUUGAAUCCUCGCCGAUAAUCCCCUUUCCACCCAUCUCCUCGGCGAUUUCCUAUCUCUUUCUCUUUGAAUAUAUAUAUUCUUUUAAAAAAAACAAACUUACAUAGCAAAGGGUGCGUUACCUUUGAUCAUCCACUUUCUCUUUUAUCGAAAAACCGCGUUUUUUUGUUUUUGUUUUUAUCAGAUCGUAAAAUUACUCCAACUUCGGUUUAUGGAAAUGAGCUUUUAUUGAAGGGUUUUUGAGCGAACAGAAAAAGAAAGCAAAAAGAAAAUCAAGAUUAUGGCAGAUACUAGGCGCUAUGGCCUUACUAAUCAACUGGAUAUUGAGCAGAUACUCAUGGAAGCGCAGCAAAGGUGGCUACGACCAGCUGAAAUAUGUGAAAUUCUUAGAAAUUAUAAGCAAUUUCGCAUUGCUCCUGAACCAGCACAUUUGCCAUCAAGUGGUUCACUUUUUCUUUUUGACCGAAAGGUACUGAGAUACUUUAGAAAGGACGGACAUAACUGGAGGAAGAAAAAGGAUGGGAAAACGGUGAAGGAAGCUCAUGAGAGACUCAAGGCUGGAAGCAUUGAUGUUCUGCAUUGUUACUAUGCUCAUGGACAAGAUGACGAAAACUUCCAAAGGCGCAGUUAUUGGAUGCUUGAAGAGGAACUCUCGCACAUUGUUCUUGUCCACUAUCGAGAUGUAAAGGGAAAUAGGACAAAUUUUAAUCGCAUCAAAGAGAUUGAAGGAACUAUUCCAUAUACCCAAGAACCUGAAGGAAUAAUUCCCAAUUAUGAGGGUGAAAGUUCUAAUUCUUCCAAUUUUAAUCCCAGUAAUAGUCAGAUUCCUUCACAAACUAUGGAUACAGCAAGCAUGAACAGUGUGCAUGUGCAGGCAUCAGAAUAUGAAGAUGCUGAAUCAGUCUGUGUGUUAUUCUUACCAAGCAAGAUGAUAUCUAAUGCAGCCUACAAUCAUCAAGCAAGUUCACAGUUUCAUUCUUUUCUUGAUUCACAUAAGCCUGUUGUGGGAAGGACGGAUACCGGGUUCUAUGAUCCAUAUGUUCAUGUAUCACAUUCAAAUUAUCAUGGCAAACCGCCUCCAACUGCUUUUGAACUUACUCAACCAGACAAGGAUACAGAGUAUGAUAAUGUUGGAAUAACAUAUGAGCCCCAGAAGAACCUUGAUUUCACGUUAUGGGAGGAUAUGUUGGAAAAGGGUAAUCCUGGGGUUGGCUCUGCACAAUAUCAGCCACCACUCACCUUGAAACAAAAUGAUAUCAUGGGGCAGCUAUUUGACAACAGCUUUCUUAAUAAGCAGGACUUUGAGGAUCAAUCACAUGCUCAAGAAGACUGGCAGGCUUCUGAGGGUAAUUCUUCUCAUUCAAUGAAGUGGCCAUUGGACCAGAAGUUGCAUUCAGAGCCUACACAUGCUGAUUCUCUACCUAAUAACCAGCUGAUAGACCCCUUAAAUGCAAAUCAUGUAUAUGUUCCUAAACCAGAUUCAGAGAGCUAUCUGACACUGGAGGGGAAAUCUAUUUACUCUUCUGCUACAAAACCACAUUUGCUUGAUGGUUCCUUAGCAGAAGGUCUGAAGAAGCUUGAUAGUUUCAACCGCUGGAUGAGUAAAGAACUUGGAGAUGUAGAGGAAUCACAUACGCAUUCAAAUUCUGGAGCCUAUUGGGAAGAGGUGGAAGGCCAAAAUGGGGUUGAUGUUUCCUCUAUUCCCUCUCAGGGGCAAUUGGAUACCUUUACGCUAGGUCCUUCCCUCUCCCAUGAUCAGCUUUUCAGUAUUAUUGAUUUUUCACCAAAUUGGGCAUAUGUAGGCUCUGAAAUCAAGAUUCUUAUCACUGGAAGGUUCUUGAAGUGUAGAGACGAGGCCAAAAAUUGUAAGUGGUCAUGCAUGUUUGGGGAAGUAGAAGUUCCAGCAGAGGUUUUAGCAGAUGGUGUUCUUCGUUGCCAUACUCCAAGACAUGAGGCUGGCAGGGUUCCCUUCUAUGUCACAUGCUCCAACAGAUUAGCAUGUAGCGAAGUCCGAGAAUUUGAGUACCGAGUCAGUCAUAAUCAAGAUAUAGAUACUGCAGAUCACCCUAUCAAUAAUGCCACCGAAAUUCUUGAUUUGCGGUUUGGUAGAUUAUUGUGCCUGGACUCCAUUUCUCUCAAUUCUAACUCGAAUAGCUUAGCUGAUAUAACCCUGUUGAGCAGUAAAAUUAAUUCAUUGCUGAAGGAGGACAUUGAGGAAUGGGACCACAUGUUGGCCCUUAACUCAGAAGAAGAUAUUUUUCCAGAAAAAAUAAAGGAGCAGCUACUUCAGAAGCUAUUGAAAGAAAAGUUGCGUGUAUGGCUCUUGCAGAAGAUAGCAGAAGGUGGAAAAGGCCCUAGUAUAUUGGACCAGGGUGGCCAAGGUGUUAUACAUUUUGCAGCUGCUCUUGGCUAUGAUUGGGCCUUAGAACCCAUUAUAGUUGCUGGUGUGAGUGUAAACUUCCGGGAUGUGAAUGGAUGGACUGCACUUCAUUGGGCUGCAUCUUCUGGCAGAGAACGGACGGUUGUUUCCCUUAUUUCACUGGGUGCAGCUCCUGGAGCAUUAACAGAUCCGACGCCUGAAUAUCCUUUAAGCAGAACACCUGCUGACCUAGCUUCAGCCAAUGGACAUAAAGGAAUUUCUGGUUAUCUUGCGGAAUUUGAUUUAAGUUCCCGCCUUCUAUCCCUGAAUAUGGAUAAGCAAGGUUGUAACAAUACCACAGAUUCUAGACCAGAUGACAUACAGAAAAUUAUGGAGCGAAACACAACUCCGUUCAGCUACGAGGAUGCUUCAGAUGGUCCAUCACUAAAGGACUCAUUAGAUGCUGUUCGUAAUGCGACGCAAGCUGCUGCUCGUAUUCAUCAAGUCUUCAGGGUGCAAUCCUUCCAAAACAGGCAGUUAAAAGAGUAUGGUGAUGAUAAAUUUGGAAUGUCUGAUGAGCGUGCUCUUUCACUUAUAGCGGUCAAGUCAAACAAGCCUGGACAACAUGAUGAGAGAGUGACUGCUGCUGCCAUUCGCAUUCAAAAUAAGUUUCGUGGUUGGAAGGGAAGAAAGGAGUUUUUGAUUAUCCGCCAAAGAAUUGUCAAGAUUCAGGCUCAUGUAAGAGGCCACCAGGUAAGGAAAAACUAUCGGAAGAUAGUCUGGUCGGUAGGGAUUGUAGAGAAGGUGAUCUUACGUUGGAGACGGAAAGGAAGUGGUUUACGUGGAUUCAAAUCCGAAGCACUGACCAAGGGGCCUAGCACAUCUGCAUCCUCAAAGGAGGAUGACUAUGAUUUCCUGAAGAAGGGCAGGAAGCAAACCGAAGAAAGGUUACAGAAAGCACUUGCCAGAGUUAAGUCCAUGGCUCACAAUCCUGCAGGCAGAGAUCAAUAUAGUAGAAUGAAGAACGUUGUAACUGAGAUCCAAGAGAAGGUCAUGUACAAUAAGAUUCUAAACUUUGCAGGAGAAGCAACAGAUUUGGAUGAAGACUUGAUUGAUCUCGAAAAACUAUUAGAUGACGACACUUUCAUGCACACAGCGCCUUGAAUGAACUGAUCUCUGUCUUAAUUCUCUUACAAACCUUGUUCGAAUGCUUUAUUGCUAUAACUCAUCUGUAAAUGUCUGAACUUAGCCCAUUCUUCGUCAAUGAUUUGAGAUAACAGUGCAUAGAUUUUGACAUAUACUUUGGCCCCUGCUACUGCUACUUGGUUGUGUAGUUAUUGCUCCAUAAGCUAAUUAAUUUCGACCUUUGCGCAA
Messenger RNA from Hibiscus syriacus, 3768 nucleotides. Its product is annotated as calmodulin-binding transcription activator 3-like. Gene Ontology annotation, molecular function: double-stranded DNA binding; protein binding; transcription coregulator activity. The transcript has 13 exons. Gene Ontology annotation, cellular component: nucleus. Gene Ontology annotation, biological process: regulation of transcription by RNA polymerase II. The coding region runs from base 316 to 3558 and encodes 1080 amino acids. Lineage: Eukaryota; Viridiplantae; Streptophyta; Magnoliopsida; Malvales; Malvaceae. The record is from RefSeq and is a predicted model, not a curated record.